CUGGAACAGGAAGAAGGCAGAGGCUGACCUUGUCUAUUUUCACUUUCAAUUGUUUUGUAAACUGGACUUGGAUUGCUCGCCCAACUAGCAAAGUUGACGACACUGCCCGACUCUUGUUUUCUCUUGAGUGCAGCCUUGAAAGACUCCGAAAUGGCAUCAGGUCAACCGCCAUCACAAGUCUAUUCGACUGCGCAAAGAGUAGGCCAAGAUGGACAGCAGAAUGUGCCAACUGAUAAUGCGAGUGCGGGGCCCGGUGGUCAGCCAAUGCAGCUUACAGAUGAGGAAAAAGACGUUAUGAGAGAAUGUGAAAGAGAAAGUUUCUACCUAAGAGCCCUCCCAAUGUCUGCUGGUGCCAUGGCUGCAGCUCAGAUGUUAGUAAGAUCAGGACGAUGGCAGCCUCAUCCAACACUGGGAUCUUUUCCAAAGACUGCUGUCCUUGGGGCCAUCGGGUACUUGGUGGGCAAGAUCAUGUACCUGCCUGUUUGCCAGCAAAAAAUUCUGGACAGAAUUCCGAACUCCAAUCUUGGAGUAGCUGUGAGAAAAGCUAAAGGCAUUCCUGAUCCUGCUGCCCAAGAGUCAGAGUGGGAGCCUCCAGCAUCGCCCCCAAAGCUGCGUGAUGAGUACAAGAGUUUCGAUUCUAACCCUCCGUCCAGUAGUUCUCAACCGGAGGGCUUGGAUGACAGGUUCCGGCCUUCAAUGGAUAGGGAAGUCAAAGAACGAGAGCAGCAGGAAGAGAAAAAGUCCAUCACAUACGAUGACUUGCGGCGACGCAACAGGCAGGAGUAUGAAGACAACAUGAAUAAGAGGUACACCAAGACGCCGGGGACCCCGUCCUACAAGGACAGUCCUCUCAUGCCCCAGAAGCCCUGGCCUGACUCGGAUCACCCAAGGAGGACAGACCCUGAUGAUUUUUCAGAGCCACAGCAAGCUCCUAGCCCACCUCAAGCUCCAGCCAGAAAAAAACGCACCAACAUCUGGGGUGAUCCAAUUGACGACUAAUUCCGUGAAUGGAUGAGGAUGUUGUCCGUGCGAGCUUGUUCUUUACAUCAUGUAAACUAUGCAGUACAGAGGACAAGAUGGGAAUUGGCUGAGUGGCAUAGUUUCACAAAUAUGAUAACAAAUUUUAUGUGCUUUUACAUGUACGUCCUCUGAAUGUGUGUUUGUUGAGAGUAUUUGAAUGAAAGUUUUAUAAACAGAGCUGAGCUUGAUGAAUUGUGUGUUAGGUUCAUAUGAGUUCAAUUUUUGUUAGAAACUAUGGUUGUUUUUAUGUGUGUCAUCGAUGUUAACAUGUAUCGCGAAGAAGCCAUCACUGGAGGGUGAAAUAAACUUUGGACUGGUGACCUGUGCGUGUGCUUUAUUUCUACUUGUUGACUGAUUAUCUGUUAAAGCACAUCAUUUGUCCUAUCAGCGGGAUGAUCGAUUUUGGUUGUAGAGUGAUGAUUUUUGCGGUAGCGUCUUGUGAGCUCUGCACACUUUCAAACUUCUCUGAUCCUUCCUGUAGUUUGAUGCUGAUAAGAUCUUAUUCUUUGAAGGGAGGUUGAGUUGCUAAAUAGCAGAAAGGUCUUCAUGU
This is a messenger RNA of Aplysia californica (California sea hare), 1570 nucleotides long. Its product is annotated as OCIA domain-containing protein 1. Gene Ontology annotation, cellular component: endosome. Lineage: Eukaryota; Metazoa; Mollusca; Gastropoda; Aplysiida; Aplysiidae. The coding region runs from base 151 to 999 and encodes 282 amino acids. The transcript is spliced from 8 exons. The record is from RefSeq and is a predicted model, not a curated record.